Molecule: messenger RNA, 5808 nt
Organism: Spirometra erinaceieuropaei
Lineage: Eukaryota; Metazoa; Platyhelminthes; Cestoda; Diphyllobothriidea; Diphyllobothriidae
Source: the annotation of a GenBank genome assembly
AUGUUUCGCCAGUCUUUGAUGGUACGAGAACAUUCAGAAAGUGGAGUUUAUUGUCAACUUCCUUCUCAAGUUUGAACUUAAUUCUCAGACUGUUUGAGUUGAUGGUGUUUUGGAACGUUUCCAAUUGGUCCUUCUUAACGGCAAUAAAUGCGUUGUCUACAUAUCACACCCACAACUUAGAGUUAACUAAUGAAACAGCCGUAGAUCAAAAUUUCUGCCUUUUCACCUCGGCAAGAAAGCAAGAGAUGGGCAUUCGCAUUGGAGCCCGUUUUGGUCGUUUGAGAGGAGCUGUGGUCGAAUGAAAAACUGGUUGCUAAAACAAGCUCAUGAGCUCAAGUAAGCCAACUGUGGGAACAUUCGCGUCGUAGGAUCUGAUGGUGUGGAUGAAAAUAGAGAAACAAUAAUGUUAUUCUGCCUACAUUACUAGUCGUCGUGCAACUGCUGGUGGGCUCCUAGAUCGAGCCACAAGGCAUAACUGGGUGAAUAUGUCACGUAACACGAUCGGUUUAUAGAAGCGAAAAGACGAGACCCAGGAAGCAGUCUUGAAGAAGAAGACACGAUCGCCGGGACAAGAGCUUUAUUGGCCUGACGUGAUGUUACAUCCCUUUUUACUUCUAUUCCCUAGGACCUGGCGAUCGAGACAAUCAAGCUGCUUCUGCAAAGCAAAUACGAUGAAACGGAGAAUCGUCUUGGACGCGCCCAAGUCCUUCAGCUCCUGAAGUUCUGUCUCAGGACGUACUUCACGUUCGACGGGACAAUCUACGAACAGGUGAAGGGCACACCAAUGGGUUCGCCGAUUUCGGGAUUCAUCGCCGAGGCGGUCCUGCAACGGUUAGAGUCGCUGGCCUUCCAACACCACAAACCGACGUUCUGGGCCCGGUAUGUGGAUGAUACCUUCGUCUUUAUCGAUCGGGAUCAACUGCUGACAUUCAAGGAACGUCUGAAUGCGGUCUUCCCGGACAUACAAUUUACGAUGGAGGAGGAAGAGAACAACCAGCUGGCCUUCCUGGAUGUCCUCGUAUGCCGCAAGGAUUGUGGUGGACUAAAGACCAAAGUGUUCAGGAAAGCGACAAAUACGAUGCAAGUACUGAACUUCAACAGUAACCACCCAAUCAGCCACAAACGCAGUUGUGUAAGGACGCUCUAUCGGCGUGUCGAAACACACUGCAGUGAGCCGGAAGACAAGAUUGCUGAACUACAAUACCUCCGACGGGUAUUCAAAGCCAAUGUCUACCUGAGCAACUUUGUCAGCCGGUGCAUACGCAAAAUGGACGAAAGGCCUAACCGCAGGGACACCAAAUUUUGGCGAGCGCUUCCAUAUGUCAAGAACGUUUCGGAAGCUGUUGGCCGCCUUCUCGCACCGCUGGGGGUUGGAGUUGCACACAGGCAGAGGCAACCAUCAGGCGUCAACUGAUGAAACCAAAAGACCCACUGCCACGGCUAGAAACGUCUGGAGUCGUUUAUCGGAUCUGGUGCAGUUGCGGACAAAGCAACUACGUCGGAGAAACCGGAAGGCAGCUCCGAACGCGAAUGGCCGAACACGCUGCAGCAGUGCGGAGAAAUGACACCAGCUCUCAAGUUGCGGCUCAUUCGACGGGUUCCGGCCACAAAUUCAAAUUUGACGAGGCCGAAAUUCUCGCAAGAGGUGACAACCGCGUGAGCCGGGAGCUGCUUGAGUCAUGGUUCACUGGCCCCCAGUCUAUUAACAAGUGCAAUGAUCUUCCCAUUCAAUACAGCGUGCUGAGACUUCGUCUAGGCGGAGAAAUUGGCCACGCGGGGAGCGCCCUGAUGAACACUCUUCCCAACACCCGGAUCAGCGCGUCAGAUGGUCGAGCAAUCAUCACACCAACAUCCAACGCACGUGAUGAAAUUGCAGCAAUUGACGACGCGAAUAUCGACCAUCACGCCACGUGCAACGAUCCCUGAUGAAGGGGAGGGAGCCGUGAACAUUCAUAGGUAUGCGGUGGCAUGGCUACGGCAUCCUAUAAAUACUGCAGCCACAUGUGCAUGAACCACCCUUAUCUGCUUAUGUCUCUGAUGAUGGAUUCGAGCAGGAAUCCGAAACGUCAGGCUAAUAAAGCUCUUGUCCCGGCGAUCGUGUCUUCUUCACGAUCGGUUAAGGCUUCUCUACCAAUGUUAAUAUACCCGAUCGCAACCGAGAGGACAGCGGGCUCGUGGGUCAAGGGCGUAGCGCUGGACCUAGCAAUAAAUGGCCGAAGAAUCCGAGUUCGAGUUUCCGGCGUUCUAUUCUGGUGUUGGAGAUGGCUGUAUGAUGACAACUAAUGGCCACUUCGCUCUACCAUGUCUUUGUCAGUCUCAGCAAAUGCUAUGCGCUGCCUGCGAAGGCUCCAGAUUGAACCCCAGACUACAAGAGAAUUAGCAUAUCCCGUCACCUGACCGGCUAAUACCAAUCUACCACAAUAAGUGAACAUUUGUGUUGACGUUCAGUAUUUCCGGGCAGAGAUGGCUGUUCCAGUCUCUCUCGUUAGAUUAUGUUACUUCUGCACGUUCCGAUAAAUAUCAGUCUAAAUGCUGUUUUCACCUCUUCCAACAUCCUUUAACCUCCAGCUUACUUCGGGUCCUUCACUAAUGCUACUCUUUGAGGACCAAACCUGUUACCUGUUGGCAAAACUGAACGUUUCAGGUUUGGAAACAAGUUGAAAAUCCUUUCGGUGUCAACAUCCUACAAUACUGUUAUUCCUUAAUUUAAGCUAGGGUUCAUCAAACUGAAGUAAACAUAAAAUUCUCGCUAAACAGGAACGUCUGUACGAUACUGGAAAGCUUGAAAAGCAGAUAGCUCGACAGGAUAAUUGCCGGAUACUGCCCACCCACCAUGACACGUUUAUCAUCCCCCCCCCCUCAGAUCCACAUCCGUUUUGGGAUUUUUCGAGCCUUGAGCCAACCCUGUACCAGCUUACCGAGACUAUCGAAAACUUGUGUUCUCAGAACUUUUCCCAGAAGACAAAUAUUCCCGAAACUGUAUGUACUGCCACCGAAACCGCAUUAAAACCCCAUUACGAAAGUUCCUUGCCUUCUAACCAGCUAAUUAUGCCGCCUACAAGGACACUGCGGCGUGUAUAUAUGCGCAUACUCUUCCAACCUGGUGAAAUGCUACUAUCCGUCCGUGGACUGAACAACUGGCUAUUAUUUGUCCUGCGUAUGAAGAAUUGAAUCUCCAGAGAUCCGAUUACCAGUUGGUUGGGAAGGUUGUCUCGCGGUGUACCAAAGAAAUCGGUGUUCUGCCGUUCUGCAGGCGUAUCCUGCAAUCGCCAAUCUUCGAGGUGACAGCAAACAUCGAAUUAUUAACCGUGUCAAGUUACUUUUAAAGAAACAACAGGUAAUAAUUACGUCUCACCUAGGAAAUGAUGACUUUAUUAACGUCGUUCCUAAAACCGGAUCUAGUUCUCAUAAACUUCUUCGCAUGAUUCAUUCUAAGCCCGCAGACUCCUGCCCUACCUACCCUCGCCCCUCUCCCUCCCUCCGCUCUCCGAUCCCUUCUACACCAACACCACGACGCCAUGGGGCAGGGCUUGCUAUAAUCCUGUCAUCAUUUGUGUUAUCACCUUUGCGCUAAUAACAGCUCUCCCUCUCUCGCUCUGCUUUUCCUGCAUACCCCUCCCCACUCCCACUACCCCAGCAUCUCUCGCUCACCGUGGGAAGAGGAGGUGGGCAGACAGACGGCAUGGGGAGGGUCCGGACAACCCGCUGGGUAUCCCCCACACGCAGUGUCUGAACAGGGGGUGCGAGCGGCAAUCACUUUUGCCUCCAGGGCAGCCCUCACAUCCCGACCUGGUGUUGCUGGGGCGCAUGGGCGAACGUGAGAUUGGGCCGACUUUGUGAGGAUUGGCGCUGGGAGAUGAACGAAGUUAAUCCCCUUCCCCGCCUCCCCCCUUACCGGCGCUAGCAGGAUGGACAAUCUUACAUGGCCGGGGGGGGGAGAGAAAGGAAAGGACGUCCCAUUUGUCAGAGUGCUGGGUAGAAAGGCGGUAAUUUGUCCCGCACACAGAUAACCAAAUUUGAUCUCCAUGUCUGGAUGUGCUGGGGGGAGGGGGUGGGGCGCCUACUGCCAACCCCCCACAGAGAUCUGCAUCGUCUGUUUCCCGCAGCCUAGCUCUCUGCGUGGGGAUCUGGGUUCAAGUUGACUGGUUGCACAUUCCUUAAAUCCAUGCUCAUCAACUCCCGGCGGCGGAAACGAGUCUGACGGCCGGAAGGCAAUCAGGGUCACGAUGUUUUCAAUGAUCAAGCACGUUUCUUGGCUGUAAAAUCAUUCGUGUCGCUGUAAUGGAAACACUUUACUUGAAGUGCAGAAUGUCGGGGGUCUAACGAUGAGAUUGGACCACUAUAAACUCUCGCCCUCUCUCUCUCACUUCUCUCUCUCGCUCUCUCUCUCUCUCUCACGCACACAACCUUUCUCUCUCAGAAUUUUGCUAGUUCAAUAGGCCCAUCUUGGUAGCGUUUAUCAGCCGCCAAAGCUUGCGGUUACCCAAGAUGAAGCAUUAAGCUCAAUUACAGUGAGUGAAAUGUUGGCUGAAAUUCUGAAAUGCGCUUUCGAUUAGGAAGAAUUACUCGGGCGCAGUUGCAAUAUUGAUUAUCUUGAGUAUAAUAUUUCAAACUCGGCAGGGUGUCAGCCUUUGAAUACACUGCUUCUCAAUCUCCUGUAAAAGCCGUACUUGGUAAAAAAUGAUUUUCGUUGAUCUUACAAAUUCAAAUGUAUUUUAUAGAAAACAGUCGUUUAAUGAACAAUCACGCCAUCUUGUUGUUUUAUCCUCAAAGAAGGAGUAUAAUUAGGUUUUAAAAAAAUUUUCUAAUAUCCUAAUAAUUCGGAGUCUGACCAGUCGUUAGAUUAGUGCUUAGGGAUUUCAGUCUACAAGGUGCAUGCGUUCCGCAUAAAUAAAAUCACAUAUGCAGCUAUGCCUUUAAAAAGAUUUCAUUGACAGCCCAUAAAGUUUUGCGAUGGAUGCGGGCUGUGUUGUGCAUUUCAUGCGGAACGGUGGUGAACGGACAGGUACGAUGCUAUAUGAAUGAACAUUGCGCGGUCUUAAAAAAUAUCAUAAUUAUAAACUUUUUUUAAAACCUAAUUGCACUCCUUUUCGAGUAUAAAAUAUAAAAAUGACAUGAUUCUCUGUCAAACGACUGAAAGAAAGCAUAUUUUUGCUCAUGGUGUCUAUAAGAUAUAUUUUAAUUAGCAAGACCAUAGAAAAUCAAUGGGGAAAAUGCAUGCUGCUUAAGUAGUCAUUUUUCACCAAGUACGGCUUCCACAGGAGAUUGAAAAGCAGUGUAUUCAGAACCUGACAUCCUGCCCAGUUCGAAAUAUUAGAGGAUUAUGCCGCAAGAUAAUCAGUAUUACCACCGCGCCUGAGUAAUCCUUCCUAAUCGAAAACGUAUUUCACAAUUUCAGCCAACAUUUAAUGAGAUCGGUCACUCACUGUAUGUUCAGAUUCUGGACCCAAAGGUCUGCGAGCAGGGUCAGCCAAACGUGGCUCUCUCGCAGCCCUGUGUGCGCUGGCAGUUCUCCAGUACCUUGUUUUCUGGCGGUAGAUGCGCCUGCGCAUUCCCGCUGGUCGUGUGCAUAGCUGCCCGGCCAUCGAUGUCCUUUCUGUUGUUGUUGUUGUUGCUGGUCAUAAUCCUGGUCAAAUAUUUGUGGUGGACAGGGAGUGUGGAGUGGAGCGCCAAGGUGCGGGUUCGGCUGCGCCAUUCACUUGCUACCUCCCCACCUCCGGUCUUCUUGGCUUUUUCUUGGCUCCAGGUCCUGGUGAGGAGGAGGAGGAGGAGGAGGAGGAGGAGAGUGUUCGUCCACUCUCACUAUAA